AUGCUGGGGCUAGUGGUGGUCGCCUUACUCUCCAUCCUCGUCUCUUGUGUCGCCUGUGACCUGCAUACACCUGGUCAAGCUGAAUCUGAAGUCACCACAGAGUUGCCUAAGUUUGAGAACGGUGGCAGCAAGACAACGAUUCCCCCGGUCAAGCCAGUCAUCAAUAUAACUGCAGUAUUUGAGGAGCAAGACCUGGACGAUUACAUCCCCAUCUUUGAGCGAGCACUAGUUGACUUAAUCAACGAGAGCACCAUUUUCACCUGGACCGGGCGUGUGCUUAGCGCCACUAGUGAUCUGAGAAGUUUGUUGACUGGGACGUGUGCUCACUUUGAAGGUGACAGAAGCCAGGUGCGACUGAUCGUCGUCUUCGGGAGAGUAAGGACUGUGCAGACUGUUAAUCUUAUAUCCGAAGCUCUGGGAAUUCCUGUCAUUGGAUAUAUGGUUGACAAAGGAGACGGCUACGUUCAG
Candidula unifasciata is the source of this 468-nucleotide messenger RNA. Lineage: Eukaryota; Metazoa; Mollusca; Gastropoda; Stylommatophora; Geomitridae. The record is from the annotation of a GenBank genome assembly.